UAGAAUUAGAAAGAGAUGAGAAACAAAUUGAAUCUCGCUGAGUUAAUCGUGAGUUGUGAAACUGGAACUAACUCCUUGUCCGACAAAUAUUGUUUAGAAAAACCUCUGAAUUGUUUCUUCCUAAGCGAGUAUCUCUUUUUUCUGAACGGUAUCUUCAGCCAGCAAUUUCAGGAGCGCAAAUCUCAUUUUGCGCGCGCGCCACGCAUUCAUUCUUCAACGUUGGCAUCUCGUUCGUCGUGGCGUUCUCCAAGCAUCGGCAGUUCGCGUGCGAACCGUUUCCCGCUCUCAGGAGUGCUCUCGAAAAGAGUGAGGAAGAAUAGUCUUAUGACGGGCGGCACGGAGUUACGGGAUCCGCAAAGAGUUGAGAAGCUCGGCGAAACUUACCUGCCCUACUCGGUUUUCCUGGAGUACAUAAACGGUUUAGGGACCUCCACAUUUGCACCGGGCACGUACAAUCUUUUCAAGCAUAACUGUAAUUCCUUCACCGAGGAGGUUAGUAACUUCCUAGUGGGCAAGGGCAUUCCCAAGUAUAUCCUUGAUCUACCAGAAGAAAUAUUACAAACUCCUAUCGGACAGGCUUUAAUUCCGUUGGUAGAAACAUUAAGCAGUAGCUCAAGUGCUGGAUUCACGGUAGGCCAGAGAUUCGUUGAGCCGAGAAUUCAGAGGGAAACUUCACCAGAAUAUCAACUCCUAAAUACAGCUAUCGAAGAAGCAAGAUUGAAUUCAAUCGCGUUAGAGGAACGGAGGAACGUCAUUAACGAGAAAUUAGCGAAGAAAGAUCGAAAGAAGAAAAAGAAGAAAAAGGAGAAAAAAGAUAAGAGCAGCAAGGAGGCCACCAGCAGCGACAGCAAUAGUACCGGACCGAGCAAUUGCUGUGCAGAUAUGGCGGAGAACGAAAGUGCAGUCGGCGAAACACUGCAGGCGGCCAAUGGAGAAAACGCACCCGCAGAGAUGCUGCCGUCCGAGCGAGUGAUGCAGAUGGAGGAGGAUGAGAAGCGUGAGCAAGAAGAGAAAAAACGCCAUCGAGAUCCACCGAUAGUUUUCAAAGACUUGGUGGAUAUACAAACGGAGUACGAAGGCUUGGUAAGCGCUCUCAAAGGGAAGUUGAACGAUGAGGAACAAACUUGUUUGGAUGAGCUACGGCAAUAUGUCUUGGAAGACGAGGGCUCCUGGGCUUUAGGCGACAACUUUCUGAACUUCGUUGGUCGAGUUCUUUACGAUAAAUCAUUAGAUAGUGAUGUACGAGUAAAACUGUUGAACGUGCUGUCCGUUGCUGCACUGAAAGAUGAUGUAAUUUUGUUGUUGCAUCAAGACAGGCGAGAACACAUCAUCAUGACAUAUGCCUUCGAUAUCGAUCGGCAUCCUCUGGAGGAGCAACUUCCACUUGCACAGUUUUUGGCAAAUAUGUUCGAGAAUCUCAGCAGCUCGGAAUGGUUACUCUACAUAUCGGAGUGGCAGCAUCAGGAUCAGAACGUCAGUAGCAAUAUCAGCAACAUAAGGGUGACGACAAAGGUUGCAGUGCACUCAUUACUCUCAAACUCGGAAGACCUGCAGAUCCGCGGUGCAGCUAUUAUCCACAACCUUGCUUGCAAGGAGAAAAUGAACAAAAGCAAAAAUCUGCGGCGACUUUUACCGAAAGGCAGCAUUUCUAAGGUGUUUGACGACGUCGCAGUGGAACUGACGAUGGCAUUACUGCAAUACUUCAACGGCAGUCCCACGGAGGAGCAGCUAUAUACGUGCAUGAAGUCACUGGCGCGUUUCACGCAGAUCAGCGGCCAAGAAGUGCCGCAGCUCAUACAGAUGAUUGGACCCGAGCCGAAUAAAUUCAGGGGUACUUCCCAAAGAAUCGACGAGCAGAUCGAACAAGUUAACCAGAAGCUGCGUUAAAGAUCCGUCGAUCGUUUGCGAAAAUGUCGUAUUCCAUAAGUGCGAGAUAAAACCGGACACGCUUCCACUAUGUUUAAAAUGGAUUUU
This is a messenger RNA of Atta colombica, 1974 nucleotides long. RefSeq lists its product as uncharacterized. The record is from RefSeq and is a predicted model, not a curated record. The transcript is spliced from 10 exons. Gene Ontology annotation, molecular function: peptidase activity. Lineage: Eukaryota; Metazoa; Arthropoda; Insecta; Hymenoptera; Formicidae. The coding region runs from base 16 to 1887 and encodes 623 amino acids. Gene Ontology annotation, biological process: protein modification by small protein removal.